Molecule: messenger RNA, 1989 nt
Organism: Capronia epimyces CBS 606.96
Lineage: Eukaryota; Fungi; Ascomycota; Eurotiomycetes; Chaetothyriales; Herpotrichiellaceae
Product: Atypical/ABC1 protein kinase
Exons: 1
Coding region: 1-1989 (662 amino acids)
Source: RefSeq, a predicted model, not a curated record
AUGUCCUCUGCAGGGCGGCGCAUCUGCACCCAGUGCCUCCAAACCCUUUCCACCAGGCGCAGUCCUCGAGUCGUCCCCCUACGCAGUCCCCUGCAGCGACGGUCAUUCUCUCAAGCCCAACUUCGCGCUGCGUUCGUACCUCCCACUCCGGCCUCUCUGGGAAAAGCAGUCCCUGCAAAACAAUUCAAGAGGACGAGAAAAUGGCUACGGCGCUUUGCCUACGUGACUGUCUUCGGGGCAAUUGCAUAUGUGCUGGACAGGAGAUAUUACGCAUCUAGCCUCACACGGUGCGCGCGGACAUUUGCCGUAGGGUUGACGGCGGCACUCGACUACAAGAUCAACUUUCGGGAGGAACCUUUCUUUGCCAACGACAUCACAGAAGUGCACGCCCGAAAUGCUGCCAGGUUGUUCGAACUCCUACGCACGAAUGGCGGGCUCUACCUCAAGCUUGGGCAGGCAAUCGCUAUGCAAACGGCCAUUCUCCCACCCGAGUUCCAGAAGAUGUUCGCCAGAAUGUUUGACGACGCGCCGCAGAACGAGUGGGCAGAUGUGCGCCAGGUCAUCAUGGAGGACUUCGGCGGUCGCACUCCCGAGGAGGUGUUCGGCAUCUCCUUUGACGGCGAUCCGACUGCGGGGGUCAUGGAGAGAAAAGCGCGAGCCAGUGCCAGUGUCGCUCAAGUGCAUUGGGCCAGACUAAAGGACGGCCGGGAGGUGGCGAUCAAGAUUCAGAAGAAGGAGAUUGCCCAUCAAGUCGGAUGGGAUCUGUGGGCUUUCAAGGUGGUCACCAAAAUCUACUCGUGGUGGUUUGAUCUGCCCUUUUACGCUCUGGUCCCCUACAUCACCGAGAGGCUCUUGCUUGAAUGCGAUUUUGAGAAUGAGGCCAACAACUCGAAGCAGAUGGCCGAGUGCGUCAGAGGCGAGCCACGACUACGCGACAGGGUCUACAUCCCCAAGGUCUACGAUGACCUCACCACCAAACGUGUCAUGACGGCAGAGUGGAUAGAAGGCGUCCGGCUCUGGGACAAAGAGGCCAUCACUCGGCCAUGGCGAGGCGGCUGGCGAACCGGCAGUCCAGGCUGCCAUGGGACACCACUAGAUCCCCCCGGGACUCCCCCAAUCGCUCUACCACAGACGGGCCGCGGCUUCGACCAAGAAAUCAAGCCGGACAGGACAUAUUGGAAAAGUGCGGACGGCAAAGGCGGCCUCGGUCUCAAUGUGAAGGAAGUCAUGACCACGAUGGUUGAUCUGUUUUCGGCCCAAUUGUUCCUCUGGGGAUGGGUCCAUUGUGACCCUCAUCCGGGCAACAUCUUCAUCCGCCGACGCGCGGAUGGGCAUUCCGAACUGGUCCUGAUCGACCACGGCUUGUACAUCCAGAUGUCGCCGACCUUUCGACACCAAUACUGCCUGUUCUGGAAAAGUCUGAUGACAUUCGACAACAAGACGCUCCAAGAGAUUGUGAGUCAGUGGGGGAUCAACAACUCGGAUGUCUUUGCGUCUGCUACUCUGAUGCGGCCGUACGAAGGCGGCGACCUGACUGUGGCGACGCGGAUCAAGGGGGUCAGUGAGCACGAGAGGAAGCGGCGACAGUACGAAAUGCAGCAGGCCAUGCGUAAGGGCAUCAAAGAGAUCCUGGGCGACGAGACCAAGUGGCCUCGCGAGCUCAUCUUCAUCGGCCGCAACAUGCGCAUUGUCCAGGGCAACAACCAGUACCUCGGCAGCCCUGUCAACCGGAUCAAGAUCACGGGCAACUGGGCGUCGCGGGCACUGGCAGAGGAUCGCAACCUCUCUUUCCGCGAGCGCUGGAAGUACUUUGGCAGUCACCUGCUGUUCAAGCUUGUCUUGUUUGCCAGUGACCUCUACUUCUGGUACAGCAAGUUGAAGCAGGCGGUGGGAAGAGGCAAAGGACUCGAAGACGACGUGGAGCAGCACAUGAGGCGCAUGGCCAAGGACUAUGGGAUCGAGAUGAACCACGACGUGUUUGAAGGAUGA